AUUUGAACGAAGAGGAAUACAAACUUUACGAACGGCUGUACGGUGCUCCUUUACGAGAAACUAGGCCAGAAGAUGUAGGAAUACCCACCUCCGGAAUCAAGAAUGCGGAUUUACUGCGUGACCCAUCACAAAAAGUACUGCUGCGAGAAUCAGAAGACGGGACGUUUGAGGAAUUCGUAUACGAAACCGACGCUCCUACCUCUUCCCCCGAAGAGUCGAAAGAAGCAGCGGAGCUUUCCUCAAUUGAAGCCGUAGAGGCGGAAGAUUUACCAUCCGAGGCUGGGCUUGCUUACGUAAAUGCCGUAGCUAAAAACGAAAGGGAAUAUAAAGCCUUUUUAAGGCUGCAAAAAGAUUUUGAAAUUGCUAGGGCACGAGCUGCGGAAGAGGAUGAAGCUGACGAAGAAUACGAAGAGGAAGUGGAAGAGGAUGAAGAGGACGAAGAGGAUGAAGAAUAUGAAGACGAGCCAGACGCAAGGUUUGAGCCUACGGUGGACCGCGUUCAUAAGUACACAAGAAUGGGGGAAUGGGGGACUUACCCUAGCACCAUUCAACUUCCUAAAGCAGAUUUCGUAAACCCAAUUGGAGAAUUACUUGAACGAACAGAUAUCAAACAUAUCAAAGAAACGGCGGAGAGGGUUUUCGGUGGUGUUGGGCUUCCUCACUCAGUUGCUACCCCCGCGGCCAAAAAAAACGCGCCACAGAAUGCAGUAGCCAUGGAGGCCAGCCAUCGCAAGAUGAGCGAAAUCGAAGCCGAUGCUUACAUCGCCACAAACCUUCCGGGGCUAUAUGCAUCUGUUUUGGGAAUACUAAUCGAGAUCCGAAAGCGUCUCGGCUCAGAUUGGGUUCCUAAACUCAUUUCUAGAAAUAACGGUGAAGGUCCCCGUGUGCUCGAUGUUGGUGCAGGCGGCGCUGGUCUGGCAGCCUGGGAGCAAGUUUUGCUAGCCGAAUGGGAUAUCAUGUCUGAAGGGGGAAAGAGUCCAUCGCAUGGGCCACCAGGGAAAAAAACAGUUGUGGUUGGAUCUGACACAUUACGCCAACGGAUAUCGCGAUUUCUCCAUAACACUACCUUUCUCCCGCGGCUACCCGACUAUCUGCACUCCGGCCCGCAACCUGACUUAAUGGAUUCUGGUGGUAACCCGUUACCCAAAAAGCAGUUUGAUAUUAUUAUCGCUUCUCAUUUGAUGUUGCCCCAGAAACACGGAUAUCAACGCAAGGCUAUGCUAGAUAAUCUGUGGGAAUUCCUAUCACCGGAAGGCGGUGUCCUGAUUGUGAUGGAGAAGGGCCAUCCACGGGGGUUUGAAGCUGUGGCAGAUGUUCGGUCCCGUUUACUAAACGAAUUCAUUGUCACCCCCGGCUCUGACCCUCAACCUGAGUCUAUCGAAAAUGAACCACAACGAGUCCGCGAAGAUGGCAUGAUCAUUGCUCCUUGUACCAAUCAUAAGGCAUGUCCCAUGUACUUAACGCCAGGGAUUAGCGGCGGAAGAAAAGACUUUUGUCAUUUCAGCCAACGAUAUAUUCGACCGCCGUUUCUUCAACAGGUGCUUGGGGGUACACAUCGUAACCACGAAGAUAUCAACUUUAGUUUUGUCGCUAUUCAACGCGGGAAGUUACCUGGAAUAGAGCCGCCCAUCGUUUCGGAGCAUCCAGCAGAUACAAGCGACCGCGCCUUCAAGGGAUACGAGAAGGCGGCAGAACAACCUAAUCCGCUAGCACUACCUAGGAGUAUCCUCCCUCCUCUUAAGAGGCAUGGCCACGUGACACUCGACCUCUGCACCCCUAUGGGAAAGAUCGAGAGAUGGACGGUUCCCAAGAGUUUCAGUAAGGCAGCAUACCACGACGCACGCAAGGCCCAAUGGGGAGAUCUUUGGGCUCUAGGCGCCAAGACCAGAGUGCACAGGGAUGUCCGGCUCGGAAAAGGAGGAUCAGUGCCUGACGACGGUGGCGUACGGUCUCAUGCAGCCAAGGGAGGAAAUAAGCCAAAGGUGAUUCAUCUUUCAGCCGACUCCGGCGGUAUAUAUAGCGCUCGUGAGAAAAUCAAAGGGCAUAGUCCGUCAGAGAGGAAGACUAAAGGGGGGAAGAAGGCAAGGUUGCAAAGUCUGCUGGAUGAGCUGAAAGAGGAAGGGUUCAGAUAAGCAACAAGAUGUACUAUGGAAAGAUUGUAUGAAUCUCCCGAAAAUUGUAUUAUUAUGAGUCUUGCGACAUGUAUAAAAUCCGGGAAAGGGGUCGCUACAGGACAACACCACAACUUACAUAGUCCAUUCUGGAAAAUACCUACCCUUGCUAUUAAGCAAGAUGCAAUAACCAAC
This is a messenger RNA of Annulohypoxylon maeteangense, 2306 nucleotides long. Its product is annotated as mitochondrial small ribosomal subunit Rsm22-domain-containing protein. The coding region runs from base 516 to 2132 and encodes 538 amino acids. Gene Ontology annotation, cellular component: mitochondrial small ribosomal subunit. Gene Ontology annotation, biological process: translation. Lineage: Eukaryota; Fungi; Ascomycota; Sordariomycetes; Xylariales; Hypoxylaceae. The transcript has a single exon. Gene Ontology annotation, molecular function: structural constituent of ribosome; methyltransferase activity. The record is from RefSeq and is a predicted model, not a curated record.